CGCGUGAGUCAUGAAAAUCCCUUUUCCUGAUUUGAUCAAAGCGGGCGGCGGGGAGGGGAGCUGCCGGCGAAGCGCCCCGGCUCUGGCCCCGGCGGGGCUUGCCUCUGACAUCAGCGCCGAAGCCCGGCAUAAAAAGGGCGCCGGGGGCCGGGGGCUCACACGGACGGGCAGCCGGCACGCGCCUCGCUCCCGCUCGCGCCGCGGCUUGGGACCGCACCGUGCUGCUUUCCGGCGCCAGCGCCCCGCCGCGGGAGAGCUGCCGGGGAUGAAGGCGGCGGCCGCCUGCCUCGUGUGCCUGCUGCUGGCCUGCCUGGCCCUGCGCGCCGCCGAGGGCCGCCUCCAGGAGCGCUCCAUGGAACUCAGGAACCCGGACAUCGACCCCUCCUGGUACACGGGCCGCGGGAUCAGGCCGGUGGGGCGGUUCGGGCGGCGGCGAGCCCCGGGCGAGGGCACCCCGGCGGCGGGCGACGGGUGGCCGGGGGGCUGCGUGCCGCGGCGCCAGCACCCCGCGCCGCCCCCACAAGAGGAGCCGACCGCCUGAGCCGGCGGCCGUGGCACCGGCGCGCCAAUAAAUGCCCUUCGCCUCCCUUU
Molecule: messenger RNA, 591 nt
Organism: Dromaius novaehollandiae (emu)
Lineage: Eukaryota; Metazoa; Chordata; Aves; Casuariiformes; Dromaiidae
Gene: PRLH
Product: prolactin releasing hormone
Exons: 3
Coding region: 11-541 (176 amino acids)
Biological process (GO): G protein-coupled receptor signaling pathway; response to peptide hormone; feeding behavior
Molecular function (GO): neuropeptide hormone activity; prolactin-releasing peptide receptor binding
Source: RefSeq, a predicted model, not a curated record